AUGGAGCCUCCAUCUACCACUUGUUCCUUCGAUGACAACCGUCGCAUUGCACGCAGCUAUGCCGAGGAGAGCCCGCCAAGAACGAAAAUCUUGUACCUCGUGUCGGAGUCGGUCUCUACUACGCUACCCACUGAGGUUGACCUCUUGGGACGUAUCGGGCGACUGGAGUCUCUCCUCCUCCCGAAGCAUUCCUUCAAAGACGGUCAUAUCACGAGGGAUCUGGAGCCCAACCCCAGUUCCGAGGAGGUCAUCACAUCCGGAGUCCAUCAGGGACGAGACAAAGACUUGCACUUGCUCGAAAAUAUUGGUAUGAGAGAGGAUUCGCUGCUUCAUUCUAUUUCGACAGAUCUGGCGGUUCAGAUAAGAAGCACGCAGGGGAUACUUUCUACGCAAGGCUACCUGCAGCAUCCCGCAUCAACCUUGGAGGACCCCCGAUCACAUGACACCAUUCGGGUGACAUUCCCGCCAUACGAGGUAUCAGUUCUGCUCCUCGAGAAUUACGUGGACAAUGUCGACCAUGUGUGUCGCAUACUGCAUAUCCCAACUGUGCGGUCUCUCCUCAAGACCUUCUACCUGCGGAUGAGUCAAGAUGAAUCGGUUCUGCCAGGCCAAGCUGCUUUACUACUGUCGCUAUUCGCACUCAGUGCCUUUUUCUAUGAGCCCGCUCUCGGAUCUGAAGUACCGACUACUGGACGCGACGCCGUUCGCCUCUCGAAGUUCUGGAGCAGUGGUGCUCUGGACGUUCUGGAUCAUUCGCAGCGGAACACCUCGGGCACACUUGAAGAUCUUCAAGCAGUCAUCUUGAUGACUUAUGUCACCAAACACCUCGAUGGGUACUCGGCAAGAGCUCGUCUUCUGACCACAACAGCUAUUUCGAUCGCUCGGGAUCUUCGCUUACAUCGACUGGACGCUGAGAAUGAGCCCCAAAAGGAACAGGGGACCAGCAUUCGUGCCUUGGUUGACCUUGAAGUCAAACGAAGGAUAUUCUGGCACAUAGCAGCUUCGGACUGGUGGGCACCUGUCUUCUCUCCAGGCGAUUCUAUUUGGCGCUCACUUCUUAUCAGGCUAUGGUCGACCAUCUCCGGUCCACAAGAAGGCGUGUACUUCAUCCAUCCCAACCACAUCCACAUCAACCUCCCCAGCGACUGUAACUGCAACGGCGAUGAGAUGGCCCUGGACGAUGACGAUGAGGCAACAGACGCAUCCCAACCGGCCAGCAAGACAUUCUUCCUCGCCAGAGUCCGCCUCGCCCACAUCUGCCGCGAGAUGACGGACACGGUGCCGCUGGGGAUGCCUCAGCUCAGGCAGAUACCGUACGAGCAGAUCAUCACCCUCGACCAGAAGCUCACCGGUUACAUCUCAAACCUGCCGGUCUACUUCCGCCUCGAUGCCGAAAGUCGGCGCAAAAGCAAGCCUCUCGAGGCCCUAUUCCCUCAUAUCCCUAUGAUGCGAUACUGCAUCUCGACCGCGGCUCAUACCAGACGGUGCAGGCUGCAUCAGAGGUUUCUACUGAGACAGUCCUCCGACGCGCGGUAUGCCUACUCACGACAAGCGUGUCUGGAGUCCGCACGCGCGGUCAUCGCGGGUUACGAAGCUCCCCAAGCGGCGGUAAGUGGUGGCUCUUCCUCCAUCGCGACGGCGCGUAUGGAGAUCGCGGUGCACUUCACGCAUCUCGCCCUCGUGGUCAUGGUCACGGACCUGUGCUUCAAUCGGGUCGAAGGAGACGAAGAAGAGAGGAGGAAGGCGGAGGUUAGAGCUGUCCUGCACAUGCUUGAGAGCGCCAGAGAUAUCUCGAGGCUUCUGAGUCGGUCUUUGGAUUCGGUGGGUGUGAUGUUGCGGAAGCAUGGGAUACAUCUCCAGGAUGGAUCAGCCUCGGGGACUCAUGAUUUGACUGGUAACCUCGCAGGUGUGGUGCCUGACGACCAUGGCCCUUUCGACGAUGUUCAGAUGCAACAGGCUGAGCUGGAACUGGGUGGUCCGGGCCCUGGUUUCGCCAUCGGCUCUUCUUUUGGGGAUUUUUGGCAGACUGUGACGCAAGGCGAACCGAAUCUCGACUCGGUUCCUUGGGACCAGUUCUUCUCGUCUCUCGAUCCGCAACCUUUCUGA
Messenger RNA from Anthostomella pinea, 2106 nucleotides. The record is from the annotation of a GenBank genome assembly. Lineage: Eukaryota; Fungi; Ascomycota; Sordariomycetes; Xylariales; Xylariaceae.